AUGAGAGAAGAUGAAACAAAUGAAACUUUGCAUUCUGGAAGAUUAUUCCAACAAUAUUCAGUAGAUGAACACAUAAAACUUGAAACACAGAGAUUGGACUUUUUUUCAUUCAAUCCAGAUCUCUUUAGGAUAGAAAUGCUGCAAGGACUCAUUGAUGUUUUAAGACUUGGAGAAAGAGACGCUUCAAAUAUAGGAAAGCAAACAUUCCUUCCUGUUACUUUUAUAGGCGGACGAAGAGACAUGCGUCGACGCAACAUGGAUGCUAUUUCUUUGGUACAACAAUUUGGAAAACCUGAUCUAUUCAUAACGAUGACUUGUAACCCAUCUUGGCCCGAGAUAAAAGAGCACUUGCUACCAACCGACGAAGCACAGAACAGACCUGAUUUAAUUAGUCGAGUUUUUAGAGCAAAGAUAGAAGAACUAAAAAUAGAUAUAUUAAAAAGAAAUAUCUUUGGAAAAGUUGCAGCUUUUAUGUAUACUAUAGAAUUUCAAAAACGUGGUUUACCACAUGCUCAUUUUCUUAUUAUACUUACUAAUGAAUACAAACUACUCACUCCAGAAUCUUAUGACAAUAUUGUUCGUGCUGAGUUACCUGAUUGUAAAGCUGAAGAAACCUUAUAUAAACUUGUUCUCCAACAUAUGAUGCAUGGACCUUGUGGUAAGUUAAAUCCUACAAAUUCAUGUAUGCAAAAGAAAAAAGGUUGUUGCAAAUUCAAUUAUCCAAGAAGCUUUGCUGAUCAAACAUCAAAAGGAAAAAAUUCUUACCCAAUUUAUAGAAGACGGAACACAGGACUUGUGAAAGUCAAAGAUCAUUAUUUCGAUAACUCAUGGGUUGUCCCUUAUAAUCCAUUCUUACUUGGAAAAUUCAAUUGUCACAUAAAUGUUGAAAUUUGUUCAGAUAUCAAAGCUGUUAAAUAUAUUUAUAAAUACAUCUGCAAAGGACAUGAUAAAAUUGCAUUUCACAUACAUGACAAUGACGCAAAUGUUGAAGUAGAUGAAAUAAAAGAAUAUCAGUCUGCUCGAUGGGUAUCACCUCCUGAGGCUACAUGGCGUUUAUUUGGUUUCCCUAUUAAUGAAAUGACACCAGCUGUUUAUCAUCUUCAGUUACAUUUUGAAGGACAAUAA
Messenger RNA from Nicotiana attenuata, 1125 nucleotides. RefSeq lists its product as uncharacterized. NCBI's taxonomy places the organism in Eukaryota, Viridiplantae, Streptophyta, Magnoliopsida, Solanales, Solanaceae. The transcript has a single exon. The coding region runs from base 1 to 1125 and encodes 374 amino acids. The record is from RefSeq and is a predicted model, not a curated record.